Messenger RNA from Silurus meridionalis, 1875 nucleotides. It is a transcript of the gene cdc42l2, whose product is annotated as cell division cycle 42 like 2. Gene Ontology annotation, molecular function: GTP binding; GTPase activity. The transcript has 6 exons. Bases 174 to 749 code for a protein of 191 amino acids. The record is from RefSeq and is a predicted model, not a curated record. Lineage: Eukaryota; Metazoa; Chordata; Actinopteri; Siluriformes; Siluridae. Gene Ontology annotation, biological process: small GTPase-mediated signal transduction.
AUAGCAGACUUUUAUUGUGUAUGAAGGAAGCUGAGAGUUUGGGCGGCCACCGUUAAAAAAAAAAAGAAAAAAAAAAAAGAAAAAAAUUCCUGUCCCCUAGUUGCUCUUUUCCUCUCUGUAUCUCGCAACUCGCGCCACCUUCAUCUAAACGUAUUUGAUAUCCGAGUGCAACAAUGCAGACAAUUAAAUGUGUAGUAGUUGGUGAUGGUGCUGUGGGUAAAACCUGCCUCUUGAUUUCAUACACCACAAACAAGUUCCCUUCGGAGUACGUACCAACAGUGUUUGAUAACUAUGCUGUGACCGUAAUGAUUGGCGGUGAACCGUACACUCUCGGAUUAUUUGACACUGCAGGUCAGGAAGAUUACGAUCGGUUGCGACCCUUGAGCUACCCCCAAACUGAUGUCUUCUUAGUUUGUUUCUCUGUGGUUUCACCAUCAUCCUUUGAAAAUGUCAAGGAAAAGUGGGUGCCUGAGAUUACCCAUCACUGUCCAAAGACCCCGUUCCUGUUGGUUGGGACACAGAUUGACCUACGAGACGAUCCCUCAACCACCGAGAAGCUUGCCAAGAACAAGCAGAAGCCCAUCACUCCAGAGACAGCCGAGAAACUCGCCAGAGAUUUAAAAGCGGUGAAAUACGUGGAAUGUUCUGCUCUAACACAAAAAGGGCUAAAGAACGUAUUCGACGAGGCCAUACUCGCUGCACUGGAGCCUCCAGAGCCCAAGAAGAAGCCUAAAUGUGUUCUUUUAUGAGCUCAACUUCACCGUAGGUCCUUUCAGCCAGAAACCAUCCAUGACAACGAUCCAUCUACAACUGAAUCCGGUUCACGUUCAGGAAAGGACUUAACUUAUAGCAACUAUUAUGCUUGUGUUUUGGUUUUUUUCCUUAUUUUGCCUUGAAUCGUUCUGCCAUCCGAAUUAAGCGAAUAGAAUAAGCGUAAGGUAAGAGUAAGAAAAUGUCAGCAAGGUUAUCAUAAUUUGUAUUAUAUUUCAUUUGUAUUUUUUUCAGAUAGGAUUAAAAAGUCACUGCUAAGGCUAAAGAAAACAUUUUAAAUUCAGUUUAUUUAUUCAUUCUUAAUAUUGACAAUAUUAACCUGUUUAGUUCGAUAAAAUAGAUAAAACACAAAUCGUAAUAGAAAAGAAUGAAUUUCAGCUGUUAAAGUGGUGUUAUUUUGUACAAAUUAACUAGUCAUCUGUAAAAUAAUAGAUUUUCUUAGGACUCCAGGGAACCUGGACAGUGUUACUGUAUACGAUUACAUAGAGGUUGAGCUGAUCUAUAGGAGCAUCCUGAACUAUUGGCUCGAACUGCCUCAUAAGUUCAAGGGAGGGAAAAAAAUAUAUAAUAAAAAAAGAAAAGGUGAACCAAAGCAGGGUUUGUUCAACCGCUAAAUAUCAAGCUCAAUAUUAUAAGCCACUGGGACAUUUUCCCCACAGUCUUGUUAAAAUUCAGCUCUCAGCUGAAAAAAAAAAUAUAACCAUUUGAUGCAACUCUUCAUUCCAAUUUUCUAUGUCCAAAAAAAAUCUAAUAAAUAAAUUAAACUUUACACAUCAGGAUGAAUGAUGUUGCCAGAUUAUACACGCGCUUUGCUGAGUAGGUUGUACUUUUCAUCUUGUAUAUUUAUUUUAAACAGUCCUGAAUUUAAUAUGAUAUAACAAGCACCAGUAAUUGUCCCAAAUAUCAGACUUCGACGUGUUUUCCGUGCUCGGGUGCGAUAAAAUAGUUUAUCAUAAUUGUGUGUGAAGUUGGUCUUUUGCCAUUCAGAUUCAGCCUCGGUUGAUGAUUUUUGUUUUUGUUUUAUAUUUUUAUAUGGAAUGUUUCGUUAAAGAAAAUGAUCACGUGAAUAUUACCUCAAAAUAAACAUUUCCAAUGUUUAACAAA